AGUAAUAAGCUGUGGACUAUAGGAGUACGUCUACUCUGGCCUUUUUGCGGUGUGAGAGGCAGAGCUGAGAUCAGACGAGCAAAACUGAGAAGAGGUGAGGAAGAUGGGCAUCUCGAUUUCACCAGUCAUGGUCACCGUGGCGGCGCUUCUGGUGGCGUCGACAUCGGCUGUGGUGGCAAAGGCGUGGCGGAGGAACGACACCUCCCCGACGGCGUAUGAGGUGUUGGAGGAGUACGGCUUCCCGGUGGGUCUGCUGCCCAAGGGGGUACAGUCCUACGACCUCCAUCCCUCCACCAGAAAGUUCUCCGUCCGGCUCGGCGAGACCUGCAGCUUCUCCCUGCAAGACUCCUACGACAUCAAGUAUAGGUCCACCAUCACCGGCCGCAUCUCCGACAAGAGGUUGUACGAUCUCAAUGGGAUCAGCGUGAAGGUGCUGUUCUUCUGGUUCAACAUUGUCGAGGUUUCCGUCGCCGGCGACGUCGUCUAUUUCUCGGUCGGGAUCGCGUCGGCGAGCUUCCCGGCGUCAAAUUUCGAGGAGUGCCCGCAAUGCGGGUGCGGCAUGGACUGCAUCUCCGUCGCCGCCGCCUCUGCGGCAUGACUUUGAGGUGAGUGCCGUGAACGGGGCGGUUUGUUUCUGGUGUGAUUACUUCGUUAAACGAAGUUUUUCUGAGAUGAAGGAGGCUUCAACUUCAAGCUUCACAAGUCGGAUCGAUUCUCCAGCUGCCGGCCAAUGUCAUUGAAUAAAAAGUCUUUCCGUGAUCGGAAUUUUAGGUG
Molecule: messenger RNA, 774 nt
Organism: Nymphaea colorata (pocket water lily)
Lineage: Eukaryota; Viridiplantae; Streptophyta; Magnoliopsida; Nymphaeales; Nymphaeaceae
Exons: 1
Coding region: 104-598 (164 amino acids)
Source: RefSeq, a predicted model, not a curated record